CCUCUCAACUUUACAUAGAGAAAGAGAAAAGCAGAGAACCAUGAUCAGACUGGAGAUUUGGGCAAAUCCAGGUUUGCUAAUCAGUUUAUGUAAAGCGAAGAGGCUCUUUUGCUUCAACCACAACACUCUGAUUGCUCAAGUGAAGGUUGCCUGCAGUCUAUCUGUUGUUUUUUUCAAUUUGACACCCCAAUAGCAUCUACAGCAUUUAAAAGGUAAUCUCGACUUGAAAGUUUUCAUCUUUUUAAGAUUUUGGCUUCUGGGUUUUAUGGCCUGAAUGUGUAGGAUAGGAUAACUUUACAAUUUUUUGUUUUUGAUAACAUUUCCGGCAUCCACAACUCUACAAUUACUUAAAUCCUAUAAAUUUUCGUGACCAUACGUACAGAGUUAUGAUUGGAAGGAAUUAAUCAUUUUCUAAUUCAUGCAAUAUUCUAUAGCUGUAAUGAAUUGACUGUCUGCCAUUUCAUUUUCUUUAGUCUGCUUCCUGGGGAUUUGGACAGGAGAGAAUUCAAAUUACUAACUCAAGAUGAUCUAAUACAUGCAAUUUUGACAUGGUUGCAAGGGUUUAGACUGUGGGCGGGAUCAUUUACUUAACAAGAUUAUACAAUACAUGAAAGAUUCGAACUGCAUUUAAAUGAAACAUUAGAAACUGCUUUCAAAUAAACAUCAACCAAUGAAUAUACUGCUUUGAAAUAAACAUCACCAUCCAAUUAACCAUUUUCUAAUUCCUUCAAUAUUUUUUCUCCAGUUUUUUCAGAUUGAGUAAAGGUUUAUAUAGUUGGUUUUUGUCGAUUUGUGGUUUAAUUCAUACAUUCUUUUCAGGUGUUCAGAUUUCUGGUUUAUCGAUUUGUCAAGGAGAGUUUCAAAUUGGAUUGGGGUUUGCAGAGGCCUCAAGGUUUCAUCGAUCAUUCUUCAGCUUGAACCAGGAAGGGAAUAAGAAGAAACAGAAGAGGGAAAUGCCAUGAAAACAAUUAUUGGAUCAUAAUAUUGAUAAGGAAGACUUUUAUGCUCUGAUGGACUGGGAAAGCAAAAUUGAUCCUUUACGCUGCAUAUCAAUGCAUGAAAUUACAAAGCCUAAUCCAUUUGGUCAGAAAGAUGAUGCAACUAUAUUUGUCAAUUUCCAGCUGGGUGAUCUGGAGUCAAGAGUAUCACUGCAGUUUGUUUGUUUUGUUGAUGAAGCAUUCCACCAGAUUGAAAGAAAUGAUAGCAAUGUUAAGAAAAUAGGUCUACAUUGUAAAGUAACUGAGUUUCAGGACUUGAAUGAGUGGCCUGUGCUUAAAGCCCUUCCAUCAUAUGGCAGAGGAAGAGAUGCAGCAGCUGUAAGGAUCCUAAGCUGGAAAAAUUGCACGCUGAUUAAAUUGCAGCUCUAAAGGUUCGAUUUUUAAGUGUUUUGUUUCAUGUUGUUAUAUGGAUGAUGUGAGAAUCGAUUCAGUUGAUAGACUUUUAAUGUUUUUUGUGAUUUCAUUUUUUUUAUUUUUUAU
Messenger RNA from Rosa chinensis, 1478 nucleotides. Its product is annotated as exocyst complex component SEC3A. The record is from RefSeq and is a predicted model, not a curated record. The coding region runs from base 1011 to 1367 and encodes 118 amino acids. The transcript is spliced from 6 exons. Gene Ontology annotation, molecular function: phosphatidylinositol-4,5-bisphosphate binding. Gene Ontology annotation, biological process: exocytosis; Golgi to plasma membrane transport. Lineage: Eukaryota; Viridiplantae; Streptophyta; Magnoliopsida; Rosales; Rosaceae. Gene Ontology annotation, cellular component: plasma membrane; exocyst.